Solanum pennellii is the source of this 1551-nucleotide messenger RNA. Its product is annotated as protein farnesyltransferase/geranylgeranyltransferase type-1 subunit alpha. NCBI's taxonomy places the organism in Eukaryota, Viridiplantae, Streptophyta, Magnoliopsida, Solanales, Solanaceae. Gene Ontology annotation, biological process: protein farnesylation; protein geranylgeranylation. Gene Ontology annotation, molecular function: protein farnesyltransferase activity; CAAX-protein geranylgeranyltransferase activity. The transcript has 5 exons. Gene Ontology annotation, cellular component: CAAX-protein geranylgeranyltransferase complex; cytoplasm; protein farnesyltransferase complex. The coding region runs from base 161 to 1201 and encodes 346 amino acids. The record is from RefSeq and is a predicted model, not a curated record.
GGUCAUGUGAUAUAGGGAUAUGGAAUCUAGACUUUUUAUAGUUCCUUUUAUUGAUUGAAAUACAUUAAUAUUAAUUCUAUAUUCCUGCUACCCCGAAGGCAAUUCCAGUAUUGAACUACCGCCGGCAGUUUUCCGAUCGGAUCCCGGAGCCGAGUAUCAAAUGGACAGUUGUGAGGCGACGAAAACGCGAAUUCCUUUCAAGGAAAGGCCCGACUGGGCCGAUGUGAAGCCCGUUCCGCAAGACGACGGGCCCUGCCCGGUGGUUCCCAUAGCCUACACAGAAGACUUCUCUGAAACCAUGGACUACUUCCGGGCAAUUUACGUAGCCGAUGAGCGAUCUACACGCGCCCUCCAGCUUACUGCUGAAGCUAUACAGCUAAACCCUGGAAAUUACACUGUAUGGCAAUUUAGGCGUGUUGUGCUGGAGGCAUUGGGUGUUGAUUUACAUGAAGAAUUGAAGUUUGUUGAUCGCAUUGCUGGGGAGAAUACCAAAAAUUAUCAAAUAUGGCAUCAUAGACGGUGGCUUGCUGAGAAGCUGGGAGCUGAUGCUGUGACAAAUGAGCUUGAAUUCACCAAGAAAAUAUUUUCUCAGGAUGCAAAAAAUUAUCAUGCUUGGUCCCAUCGGCAGUGGGUCCUUCAAGCACUUGGAGGAUGGGAAGAUGAGCUUGCUUAUUGUCAACAACUCCUUGAAGAUGAUAUUUACAACAAUUCUGCUUGGAAUCAGAGAUACUUUGUCGUAACACGAUCACCUCUACUAGGGGGCCUAGUGGCAAUGAGGGAAUUGGAAGUGAAUUACACAGUUCAAGCCAUAAGAGCUAGUCCAGAGAAUGAAAGUCCUUGGAGGUAUCUUCGUGGUCUUUAUAAGAAUGACACACAAUCUCUAGUUCAGGAUUCUCAAGUAGCAUCAGUACUUUUGGACGUCUUAACCUCCCAAAAUAGUCAUGUGCAUGCUCUGAGGUUCUUGUUGGAUCUUCUUUGUCAUGAUUUUGAACCGAGCCAAGAAUUGAAAAGUGCUGUAGAUGUUCUUACUCCCCAGUCAUGCUCACCAGAUUUAGCACUGACAAAGAAAAUUUGUUCCAUCUUGGAACAUGCUGAUCCAAUGAGAGUAAAAUAUUGGAAUUGGCGCAAAAGCAUGGUUCGGGUUCAAUUACUUCAGAGUCAGAAUGCAGAUAGGUUGGCUAAUUUGAGUGUUCAAGAAUGACUUGUGAGAAUAUUGUACUGUGUUUUACGAAAUACAUACUUGCAUCUAAGGUGAUCCUUCGGGCACAUGUGCUGGGAAGUGACUGAAUAUCACGAAGAACUAAAAAAACUGUGAUUGGCAACAUUGUACUCAAAAUAGGUCACUUUCGAUGACUUUUUGUACUGCCUUGAGUUUUGGCUCUGCUAUGUUUUGUAAGUUUUGGAUAUGGAUGCAUAGCUUAUUGAUACUUUUGGUGACUUAAAAUACUCUGGAAAGCUGGUAGCAUGUGUAAAAUGCACUGUUACUUCCCAUGUCGAGUUAGAUCUUGAAAAUUUUAGUAGGUGUUCUUUUAUGAAGCACGCAUUAAUGUG